GGUCGCCGCCGUUGCGCCGCCCUACGCCGCCACGCCCACGCAGCGGGCCCUCUGGGAGAGCAUGCAGCUGGGCCACCACCAGGCGAUGGGGGAGGUGGCGGCGGUGGUCGACAAGGAGAAGCCCGUGGCGUUUGCGAACGAGUCGCUCCGGAAGGCGCAGGAGCGGUCGCGGCACUUCGUGCAGGGGAUGGCGCAGGAGAGGAUCGGCGAGGAGAACAAGAAGCUGAUCCGGUCCAUGCAGGAGAUCGUGCACAGGCCGGGGCAGGUGGUCCGCAUGAUCCACGACAGCGAGAACACCGGCCACGGGCCGUGGAUGGCGGCGCACUGCAACGACUUCUACAGGAACCGCACGCGCCAGCAGCGGAGGCUGCAGGAGGAGAACCAGGCGCUGGUGAAGCGGCUGAUGGCAGCCCACAGUACCGUGAACAGCAGGGCCCACGAGCGCGACUACCAGCAGCACCGCACCCGAGCGGACAGGAUGAAGAAGGUCUCCGGCUGGCAGCAGGCGUCUACGCAGCACGGGAAGUCCAGGACCCCGUCGAGGCUCGCCGCCAGCGCCUCGGCCCCGGCGAUGCCCUCGGGCUACCCGCCGCCCGCACCCCGGGCGCACGCCCGGCGCGCGGCCGCCUCCCCGCUGCCGCCGCUCGCCGAGCAGCCGCCGGGCCCCGCCCGCACGCGCUCGCAGCCGCCGCAGCAGCCGCCGCAGCACCUGCCGCGCGCGGCCGUGCACCAGCUCCAGGCCGGCGCCCUCGCGCCCGACGCGCCCGCGGACGCGAGCCCCGGCGGCCGCAGCCCGGGAAGGCGCAGCUCGGGCGGGCGGAGCCCGCGCCGCGUGCGCCGGGGCAUGGCCGAGCUGCCGCCGGUGAUGGAGCUCAUCACGGGGAUGGCCGAGCCGCGGGACGGCCCGCGCUGGGAGCGGAGGCGGUCGAGCAAGGCCUGGUCUCCGUCGCGCGGGAGCGUUGGACGGCUUCCCGCGAUGGCCGCCGUCAGCUCCGGCAGCAACUCCUGGAGGUCCUGGAGGAAGCCGAGCAAGGCGCACCGGGAGGCGUCCGGCGAGGAGCACGCGGCGACGGGCCCGCGGAUGCCGCCAGACUCGGUGGCGGCCGGCGCUGGGAACGCGAUGGGCGCCCGCAGGUCGGGCGGCGGCAGGAAGUCUCUGAGCAGCUCGCGCCGGACGCUCGGGGAGUCGUCGGGCGACGAGGGCGCGGCGGCCGGCCCGCGGCGGGGCCUCAAGGGGAGUGCGUGGGGAGAGCGGGCUCUCAGAGCACCGUCCGUUGCUUGCUUCAGCUUCCUGGGGAUGUGGAUCUCGAGGUGGUCGAAGAGCAAGCCGCAGGGGGUACUCCGAGAGGGCCCGCAUCCCCUGGGCGUUCUCCUGUGGGGUUCGGCUCAGGCCCACAGUCGCCGCCAGACACAGCGCAGCCAUCCUCUCCCUCUGGAGACCCUGCCCCAGCAGCCGCUCCCGAGAACGUGAUGGCCACCCCUAGCUCGGACGGUAGGAAGUCCAUGAGCAAGCCGCUCCAGACGCUCAGGGAGCUGUCGGGCGACGAGGGCGUGGCGACCGGCCCACAGCCAGCAUUAGACGCAGCGCAGACUUUCCCCCUGGAUCAUCCUGGCCAAGCGGCCGCUCCUAGGAACGGCUCAGGCCCACAGCCUCCGCUGGACACAGGGCAGUCUUCGCCGUCUGAGGGUGCUGUCCCGUUGGCGGCUGCUGGCAACGACGUCGUGGCCGCCGUGGUGGCGAGCCGCAUCACGGAGGACAGUGUUAUGAUGGCGUCACUCAACACAUCGUUAACGGAUAGCGACGUGGUGAGCGCCCGUAGCAUCUCGCAUGACAGCAUCGCGCGAAGAUCCAGUGACCUGAGCAUCAAGUAGGGCGCUGGGGGUGUCCCCUGAUGGGGUCGGGGCUGGCACUGCAACUGGAUUCCACCGCCGGCUGCGUCCAAGACGUUUGCUGGCCGCAGUGUCGUGUCUGCGCAGAGCGCUGCCACAGUACUGCGCUGCCACAGUACUGAUACGGAGGCCCUUGCCCUUCGAAUGCUGACGGGGCUCAAGCCUCGCUAGCCCGACUCUCACCCGCCCAUUGCUGUAUGGCCACGGUCGUCGCUGUCGGAGCGAAUGUGAGUGCAGUGACUAUUGAGAAAA
Prorocentrum cordatum is the source of this 2142-nucleotide messenger RNA. The record is from the annotation of a GenBank genome assembly. Lineage: Eukaryota; Dinophyceae; Prorocentrales; Prorocentraceae.